CCCAUUAAGCUUGGGAUCCCUUACGGGUGGACAUAAAUUUCUGUAACUGGUCCCUUCAAUACCCCAGUACGCACGCACAUUCAUUGCUAGUGGUGUCAAUCUUCAGAACUUUCCUCCUCCCCCUUAUAACUCUCGGCGUCUGCUCGUCUUUUUAAAAAAUUACUGUCGUCGUACAUAUCCGCUUCUUGAACGCCCUACGCCGAUUGAUUCCGUUAGACCAAACCCCUCUCCGAGAGGCGGGAUAUACAUUCUGCUCGACCGCCACAUCAGUCUCCCACCCCGUCCUAUCCACAACCCCUCUAUUCCCUCCAGUAAACUUAUGAUCGUCGUGGUCUCAGGACUAGGGUGAUAAAUAAUGCUUACGGAAUGUGAAAAGCUCCUUGGUCAAGGGCUUUUACGACUUCCCGUCGAACACAACUACCGCUAUGGGCCCGCAGCGGAGAAAGCCCUGCUAGAGCUGCUCUUUCACUCCUUAACCGGACACAAUAAAGAACGACUGGCACAGCUAUUUCCGAACGGACUCUCAAAUGGCUCAUGGAAGCUGGCAGAAGCCCAGGGUGCCGUGGAAGGUGCGGAAUACACAGAAGCUGCGCGGGGUAAACGCUGCGGACAUAUCUUUCGUACUGGGGAAGCAACAUAUCGAUGUACCACUUGCGGGAUAGACGAGACUUGUUGUCUUUGCAGCCGAUGCUUUGAGGCAUCCGACCACAGCACGCAUCAAUACCAAGUGUACUUGUCGCCGGGGAAUUCUGGUUGUUGUGAUUGUGGUGAUGAAGAGGCUUGGCGGACCCCUAUGUUUUGUGCGAUCCAUACGGAUACAGGGGAGGAUAAGGGCAAGGGGCGGGCAGGAACUCAGCUUCCGGAAGACUGGGUGAAUAAUAUUAAGAUGACUGUUUCCCGUGCGCUUGACUACUUCUGUGAUGUCAUUUCAUGCUCCCCGGAACAGCUGCGUUUGCCGAAGACAGAGGAAGGUAUUAGACAGGAUGAGGAGGCAUCUCGCCUUCACGCUGGAUGGUAUGGUGAGGGGGAUGAAGUAGAAGAAGAGCCAGAGUUCGCCCUCGCCCUUUGGAACGACGAGAAACACACGAUCCGAGACGUUUCCGAACAAGUUAGUCGAGCCUGUCGGGAAAAAGCGAUAUACGGAAGGGAGAAAGCCCACGAGACAAACGAUAUGGGACGAAGCGUCGUGAAGUACGGAAAGGACCUAAAGCGGAUGCUGGCGGUUUCGAAAAUCAUCGAGCAGAUCAAAGUCACAACCACAAUCCGCUCCGCGCGUGAUACGUUCCGUGAGCAGAUGUGCGGAACUAUUGUGGAGUGGUUGGCCGAUAUUGCUGGAUGUAGUAUCUCAGAUGACAACAACAUUCUGCGCCAGACAGUCUGUGAGGAGCUUUUGGGUUCAUGGAAGCGCGGCAGCGGUGCCUUCAACGCCGCCAUUGGCCGACAAGGAAUUGACGAUCAUGCCAGAGUGGAAGUAGAGAGAAUUCGCACUGUUAUGGUACGCGUGACGCCACAAGGCGAGGUAAUUCCUCCGGAUGAGGAUGAUGAGGACGACAUUGAGAAUGGAGACGACGAAGCCAAUGGUGAUGGUGAUGGUGACGGCGACGAAGACGAGGAAUUUAUUGAGUCCCUUGUUGGGCCACAGGAAGACGCUGAUGACGGCGACGAUGAAAUGGAACUCGAGAUCACUCGGCUGCGCGAAGACAUUGUUGAUGAUGAUGCCGAUAUGGUAAUGGGCGGUACAGAUGACGCUUUACAAAUGGCCCAAGCUAUCCUUGGAUUCGCGUCGCCAUUCGCCCAACGGCGGGCUGAACAGCAGGAGCAGCAGGAGCAACAGGAAGAAGAGCAACAACAAGAGCCAGUCGCACCAGAAAAUCAUCCGCCACAAGGCCCUCAAUCUGGCGGGCCGCCGCGUAGCGAACCCCAAGCUACCCAUGAGGACACUGAUACCCAGGGAAGCUCGUAUCAUACGCCGAUUCCUAGGACUCCCUCUCGCGUACGACGUCCUCCCUCUGCAAAGACACCGAGCCACUGGCAAGUUCGUCCGUCCGCUCCUGUAACGGGUGGAAAUGUGCCUCUUUAUGAAGACCUGUGGCAGCGCACACGACUUGAUUGGAUGAUUUUGUUCGAUCUGAGAUUGUGGAAAAAGGCCCGUACUGACCUUCGCGAUCUUUAUCUCAGUACUGUGGUGAACGUGCCACAGUUCAAGCGAGUUAUGGGCUUACGUCUGUCUUCUCUCUACAGCGCGCUUGCUCAGCUGUAUCUGAUCGCAGAUCGAGAACCGGACCAUUCGAUCAUCAACCUGACCUUGCAGCUUCUUACCACCCCGUCGAUUACAGAAGAGAUUGUCCUGCGUGGCAACUUCUUGACCAAGGUCAUGGCUAUUUUAUAUACUUUCCUGACCACUAGGCAAGUGGGCGAACCGUACGAAGUCAAUCCCAACGCAACCUUGUCCUUUGAUGCGGGGUCCGUGAACAACCGGCGUCUCUAUCAUUUCUUCUGCGAUCUACAUUACCUAUUACAGUCUGAAUAUGUGCAGAGUCGGGUGCGAACCGAGGAACAGUACCUUUUGCAAUUCCUCGAUUUGAUCAAGCUCUCACAGGGGAUCUGCCCCAAUAUCCGUGCUGUAGGAGAGCACGUGGAGUACGAGAAUGAUGCAUGGAUCAGCGCAUCGAUUCUGAUGCGCGAAAUCAACCGGUUGUGUAUCGCAUUCCGCGAAGCGUUCAGAAAUCCCGAAAUUGACCAGGGUCAUAAUUUGUUGCGGGCGAUCACACUAGCUACCAUCUCUACUAUAGUCCACUCUGUUGGAUGCGAACGCAAGAGGUUUGAACAAGCUGAAAUCAAGGAAUAUAUUCGUUUCAAGACGCUCCAGCCGUUUGACUUUGAGGUUGAUCAGCCGGAUAAGUUCUCCCGCCAUCGUGUGGUGGACUUCGUUGUGGAGAAGGGUGCAAUGAGUUUCCACCAUGCCCUCCAUUAUACUGUCUCAUGGUUGCUGGAUUGCGCUCGUGGCAUGAGCCGUGAGUUAUUGCGUGAGGUUCUCUUCAGCGCCGCCGAAGUCGCCAACGAUAAGUUUAUUCUUGACAAUGAGCUUGGACCGGAAGACUUACUGCUUGCAAUGUUUGACUAUCCCCUCAGGGUAUGUGCCUGGCUGGCGCAGAUGAAAGCUGGCAUGUGGGUGCGUAAUGGCCUCAGCUUGCGUCACCAAAUGUCACAGUACCGCGGAGUCUCUUGUCGUGAACUUGGCUAUUAUCGUGACAUUUUCUUGCUUCAGGCGUCAUUGGUGACAUGCAACCCCAGCAGAGUCCUUGCUUCCAUCGCAGAUAGAUUCGGAGUCGUGGAUUGGAUGACUAGGAACUAUAUCCCGCGUACCGGUCACGAAGAUACAAAGAUUAUUGAUGUUGUUGAGGAGUUUGUCCUUUUGUUGAUUGUUCUUUUGACCGAUCGACACUCGCUCACCACCGACGGGGACAGUGAUUCUUCAAUCCACCAGAAUAUGAGCCGCGAAAUCGCCCACGUUUUAUGCUUUAAGCCGCUCUCAUUCUCUGACCUAUCCACCCGUCUGAGCGACCAGGUGCGAGACUCGGAUGAUUUCCAGGACGUCCUAGAGAAUAUUGCACGAUUCCGGCCUCCUGAGGGUUUGAACGAUUCUGGUACAUUCGAGCUCAAACCAGAAUUCAUCAGUUUAAUAGACCCAUACAGUGCGCAUUAUACCAAGAACCAGAGAGAUGAGGCCGAGAGCAUUUACAGGGAAUGGCAGGCCAAGCAAACAGGAAAGCCCGCUUCUGAUAUUGUUUUUGAACCUAAGCUGCGGCCUCUGACCUCCGGUGCCUUCUCCGAUCUGGCUCACUUUACUCGGACACCUCUAUUUGCUCAAAUUGUACACCAGUGUCUGGAUUAUGUGAUGUCUUCCAAGGAUCGAACGCCCGCAAUUCCCCCCACGCGUGUCGAAACUUUCCUCCAGGUUGUUCUCCAUUUGGUCCUUUCGGCUAUCCUCGAGGACCAUACCGAUGAAGAGAAUCUCGAUGAAGAUUCCGUGGAUUCAUUCGUUUCUCACGCAUUAACCAAGGCCAGGGCUACACAAAUGGGCAACCUGACCAUUGUUGGUCUUCUGGAGAAGAUAUCCAGCAUGAACGAGUUUUCUGCAUGUGGCCCGAAGAUUCGACACAUCCUGAAGCGCCUCUGGCAGAAGAGACCCCGCGCCUACAACCAUGCCACUGCUUCAUUGAUGUUCCCAUUCGACCGAAUCGACACAAACUCACCCGCCAUUGAUGCGGAGGGUGAAAAGGAGUUGAAGAAGAAGCAAGCUCUUGAACGCCAGGCCAAGGUGAUGGCUCAAUUCCAGCAGCAACAGCAGAAUUUCCUCAGUAACCAUGAAGGCAAAAUUGAUUGGGGUGAUGCCGACUUGAGUGACAUGGAGUCAGAGCCUGAGGCCGUCCCGGAGGCCAAGCUUUGGAAGUACCCCAGCGGCACUUGCAUUCUCUGUCAGGAAGAAACAAAUGACUCGAGACUAUACGGCACGUUUGCGCUUAUUCAGGAUAGCAACAUUAUGAGACAGACCGAUAUUCAAGAUGCGGACCUGAUUAGAGAGGUGCUCAAGACACCACCAAGUCUUGACAGAUCGGCUGAAGAUAUUCGCCCAUUUGGUGUUGCUGGUGAAAACCAUAUUACAGUACGACGACUAGACUCUUCGGGAGGAGAGGUUACCGGCGAGAAGAUUGGGCUGAGCAAAGGCUUCAAUCCGAAGAACACUGUGCGCGGCCCUGUAACAACGGGCUGUGGGCAUAUCAUGCACUAUACAUGUUUCGAAGUCUACUUCACAGCAACCCAACGGCGCCAUACACAGCAAAUCGCCCGAAACCACCCGGAGCGCCUGACUCACAAAGAGUUCGUUUGCCCUCUCUGCAAGGCCCUGGGGAACGCUUUCCUCCCCAUUACCUGGAAGGGCAAGGAAGAGCUGUAUCCGGGUCCCUUGGAGACAAAACUGCCAUUUAAUGAGUUCGUGGAUCAUGAAGUCAAGUCUGUUCUUUCACAUGAGCAUAAACUGAACUACGCGCUUAUUGCCGAGAAUGGCGAACUACAACAGCAGGCAUACCAGGGGCUUUUCCGGAACUACCUUUCCAGGACUCUCGUACCUCCGCUUGCUGGUAGGGUGGGUCAGCUACAGUCUUCUUCGCUUCCAUCGACCUCCCUUUUCAUCCCACAAGCUAGGUUACCUAUGCCCGGCUUGUUCCCACCGACCGAAGAGUCUGCUUCUCUCAGUUCCCCGCAGCAGGUCCCGACUUCCUCGAGUGACAGCCCCAUGUCUGAACUUCUUCAGAUUUACUCACGAUUGAAGCAAACCCUCCGUCUGAAUCAGAUCCAUUCAACCUUCAGUCACCCGCCUGAUACUGCCAGCAGCGAUGACAUAGUACAUACAGAUUCUUUGUUCCAGACCUUCGGAUUCAGUAUCGCUGCGGUUGAGAUUGCACAGCGUGGCGUGGAGUCUGAGCCGGGCUCGACGCUUCUAGACAAGAUCCCCCAAUUGACCUUGACUCACCUCCGGGUCCUGGCAGAGACGGCAUUAACAUAUGCAUCAGUCGGUGGUUUGUACAGCAAAACAGGCCAUACCAGCCGGUCAUUGGAUGAAUUCCGUGAAAUGCACCGCCAAAAGCUGUGUCAGCUGUUUGUUGGUCACCCGUUCUUCGAAGGUUUAUCUCUUCUAAAUGAUGUUCACCAAAUCGAACCGCUAUUUGCGAAGGACACAUUCGUUUUUCUGGCUGAAUGCUCGGUCGCCCUUCUACCAGUCCUUGACUUUGAUGUCCGUCACUUGGUGCAAAUGUGUUAUGUGGCUGAGAUCGUGAAGGUUGCCGCGACGUACAUACUCUGGCCGAUGGGACUAAAGGAAGAAUUGGCCGAGAACGGUGACGCACACUACCUCUUGGAGAUGGAGCUUUCAGAUGAACGAUUUGAAGUUACUCGACAGUUUUUCAACACAGUUGUUGCAGAACUCAAGAGUAACUCCGUGGGGCGAGCAAAGGGCUCUUCGUUCCCUGCUGAACUCGGCUAUGUCAAGGAGGGAGAGGGCUCUGCCACUCCUGGAGUUAUAAUAGCUCUGCGACGUCUUAUCUCGAGCUAUGCUCUAACUUUCUUGCGAAAGGUAGCCAUUUUGCUCCAUGUGCAACACGGAGUUGAGUUCCCCAGUACCGGCUACGGUGAUAUGGACGCGUCGGAGCUAGACCGCCUAACCAAAACUCUACGCAUGCGUUCUCUUGAUGAUAUAUUUGCAUCGAUAAAAACCGCUCGUGCAAGUGGCGAUCCAUUCGAUGCUAUGGUCUCGGGCUGGAUCUUCCACUGGAAUGCCUCUCGCGCCGGCGUUCGCAUUGCAGACCACAAAUUGUGGCCUAGCCUUUCGCACCCGGCUAUUUUCGAACUGGUUGGGCUACCGAAAUAUUUCGAUAGUCUCAUCGAGUUAGCCAACCGACGUCGCUGUCCAAACUCGAAAAAGGAACUCACCGAUCCAAGCAUCUGCCUGUUCUGUGGAGACAUUUUCUGCUCGCAGGCUGUUUGCUGCAUGGAUAGCACCGGUUUGGGCGGAUGUAACCAGCAUGUUCUAAAAUGCGGCAAAAAUAUUGGCCUGUUCAUCAACAUCCGCAAAUGUACCGUUCUCUAUUUGCACAACCACAGCGGCUCGUGGCACUUUGCCCCAUACCUUGAUCGCCAUGGCGAAGUCGACCCAGGUCUCCGACGAAGUAGGCCGCUCAUGCUGAACCAGAAGCGAUACGACAGACUUAUUCGUGACGUCUGGCUAGCGCAUAAUGUUCCCGCGACUAUUAGUCGUCGACUAGAAUCUGAUGUUAAUAACGGGGGGUGGGAGACUAUCUGAUAUGAUUGACCGAGAGCGACUAAUGAAAUGAUAUGGGCAUGAACGAGGAAUGGGGUUAUUGAAAAUAGACUAUGACGAUUUCAGCUUGCUGUAUUUAUUCGCUGUAUCUAUUCUUUUCAGUCUUCCUUUUUAUUUCCUGAGUAGUAUAGUGGUUCUCUUGCGUGCAAAAGUUGAUUUCACGAUUUCAGUAGUUUAUGGAUAUACCUACUCUAAAGACACCGUUGGAGAUAUACAGAA
Messenger RNA from Aspergillus versicolor CBS 583.65, 7096 nucleotides. RefSeq names its product putative ubiquitin-protein ligase E3 component (UBR1). The transcript is spliced from 3 exons. The record is from RefSeq and is a predicted model, not a curated record. Gene Ontology annotation, molecular function: ubiquitin protein ligase activity; zinc ion binding. NCBI's taxonomy places the organism in Eukaryota, Fungi, Ascomycota, Eurotiomycetes, Eurotiales, Aspergillaceae. Bases 356 to 6859 code for a protein of 2167 amino acids. Gene Ontology annotation, cellular component: cytoplasm; ubiquitin ligase complex. Gene Ontology annotation, biological process: ubiquitin-dependent protein catabolic process via the N-end rule pathway; protein ubiquitination.